ACACAAUUAGUGAUAAUAGCGGUUUAUGCGAAACGUGUAAAUUGAAUAACAUUAAAUUUUAGGAUUUUAUUUUUGUUGUGUUGCAUUGGCGAUAUCGACGCCGCCAUUUUUCCUACUAUCGAUUGCGGGACUUUCGCCGCUCCGCUCCACCACACCUCCGGCAAAAAUAAUUCCCUUAAUCAAAAUGAGCAGCUCCGAGGAAGUCUCUUGGGUCACCUGGUUCUGUGGGCUUCGUGGCAAUGAGUUCUUCUGUGAGGUCGAUGAGGACUAUAUACAGGAUAAGUUCAAUUUAACUGGUUUAAAUGAACAGGUGCCCAAUUAUCGUCAAGCCUUGGAUAUGAUAUUGGACCUGGAACCCGAGGAUGAACUCGAGGACAAUCCAUUGCAAUCGGAUAUGACCGAACAGGCUGCUGAAAUGCUCUAUGGCUUAAUACAUGCUAGAUAUAUAUUGACAAAUCGCGGCAUCGCUCAAAUGAUUGAGAAAUAUCAAACUGGUGAUUUUGGCCAUUGUCCACGUGUCUACUGUGAGAGCCAGCCCAUGUUGCCAUUGGGACUUUCUGAUAUACCCGGCGAGGCAAUGGUCAAGACUUAUUGUCCCAAAUGUAUUGAUGUUUAUACACCAAAAUCAUCGCGUCACCAUCAUACCGAUGGUGCCUAUUUUGGUACUGGAUUUCCACAUAUGCUAUUUAUGGUGCAUCCUGAAUAUCGCCCUAAGCGUCCUACUAAUCAAUUUGUUCCAAGGCUGUACGGCUUUAAAAUACACAGCUUAGCUUAUCAAAUUCAACUACAGGCAGCAGCUAAUUUCAAAAUGCCACUACGAGCGCAGCAACGUGGCCAACCGCCAAAGGAUGAAGAGCCCGAGAAUAAUGCCAUCGAUAUCGAUACGAUUCCAAAGCGCAUCUAAAACAAAAAGAGAAUAGAGCAAAGUAAAACAAAAAAAAACAAAAAAAGGUCCAGUCCAGAAGCUGAUAUAAUUAUAUACCCACACACACACACACACACACACACAUGCAGACACAGUGAGAUAAAAAGGGGCGAAACUUUAAGUUGUGUGAAAAACUAGUUUAAUAAUUAUGGAAAAAAAAACGAAAACAAAAACAAACAAAAAAAUGUCAACCAAAAAGCAAAACGUCAACAACAAAAAACUGCAACAUUCAGGUUCUGCAAAAGAUCAACUUGGCUGUGUAGCCUUUUGAUCCAUACGAAUAAGCAGAAUAAGGGGGGCCAUUAGGCAAGAGGGCUGCCACAUACUUAUACAUAUACAAACAAACACACACAGACACAUACAAAUAUAUUUUAUUACUAUGAUUUUUGGUUUUAACU
Molecule: messenger RNA, 1323 nt
Organism: Drosophila willistoni
Lineage: Eukaryota; Metazoa; Arthropoda; Insecta; Diptera; Drosophilidae
Gene: CkIIbeta
Product: casein kinase II subunit beta
Exons: 7
Coding region: 185-904 (239 amino acids)
Cellular component (GO): cytoplasm; protein kinase CK2 complex
Molecular function (GO): protein kinase regulator activity
Source: RefSeq, a predicted model, not a curated record